Molecule: messenger RNA, 1164 nt
Organism: Cyphellophora europaea CBS 101466
Lineage: Eukaryota; Fungi; Ascomycota; Eurotiomycetes; Chaetothyriales; Cyphellophoraceae
Exons: 1
Coding region: 1-1164 (387 amino acids)
Biological process (GO): sphingolipid biosynthetic process
Cellular component (GO): endoplasmic reticulum membrane
Molecular function (GO): 3-dehydrosphinganine reductase activity
Source: RefSeq, a predicted model, not a curated record
AUGCCCUCCGUCCUUGCCUCCUACGGUUCCAAUACCACGCUGUACCUCACCGUCCUUUCCGUCGCGCUACCGGUCCUCCUGCUCUGCCUCAAAAUGCUCUUCAGCCGCGCAAACAAGUUCCCUGUCGCGGGUCGCACUAUCAUUAUUACCGGUGGAUCUCAGGGCCUCGGACUGUCACUUGCCAAUAAACUCGCUGCCCGAGGCGGCAACGUUGUCAUUGUCGCUCGCGAGGAGGGGAAGCUUGCCUCGGCGCUCACAGAAAUAAAGUCACACGCGACCAGCCCCAAUCAACGCUUUCUGAGCCUGUCUUAUGAUCUGACUCUGCCCGAGAGCGCUCCGGCUAUCUUGAAACAAGUAACUGAGUGGAACGAUGGCAAUCCACCUGACAUCGUCUGGUGCUGCGCAGGCUACUGCAUACCAGGCUUCUUCGCGGAUAUACCGAUCGAGACAUUGAGAAGCCAGAUGGACACCCUGUACUGGACGUGCGCAUACGUGGCGCAUGCCACCCUCAACCUCUGGAAGACCCCAUUGGGCGUCCACACAGCCGACCCAUCCUCCAGCGACAGCAAGUCUCCGUUUGCCGCUGCCUCAAAAGGUGCAAAUCCACCUCUUCCACCACGUCACCUCAUCUUCACCUGCUCCUCCCUGGUCUGCUUCCCCAUCGCGGGCUACGCGCCCUACACGCCAGCAAAAUCCGCCAUGCGCGCCCUGGCGGACUCGCUGCAACACGAGAUCGCCUUAUACAACGGCUGCGUGCAGUCUACCACGACCCCAGCCUCGCAAAAGCCCGCUGCGGAGAUCAAGCUCCACACCAUCCUUCCUAUGGGCAUCUUUUCGCCGAAUUUUGAGCGCGAAAGCGAAUUAAAACCAUCCGUCACCAAAAUGCUCGAGGAGACAGAUCAGCCGCAAACGCCGGAGGAUGUUGCUGAUGCAGCCAUACGGGGUGUGGAGCGUGGGGAGAUCAUGGUGCCGACGAACUUGCUGUCGAGGCUGAUGGUGGGCGCGGGACGCAACGCGAGCUUACGGCAAGGUCUGGGUGAAGUGCUGUGGAACUUACUUGGGAGCAUAGUGGUGGUGUUCGUGGCAUGGGACUUUUGGAGCAAGACGCGACGAUGGGGACGGGAGAGGGGCUUACAGACUGGUCCUGGGGUGCCGAAUCCUUAG